This is a messenger RNA of Ostertagia ostertagi, 627 nucleotides long. Lineage: Eukaryota; Metazoa; Nematoda; Chromadorea; Rhabditida; Trichostrongylidae. The record is from the annotation of a GenBank genome assembly.
AUGUAUUGCAUGAAGGAAUUCUUUUAUACGGAAGAGGAAGGAUUGAGUCAUGUACGCUCUCAACAUCACGGCAAGACCGUAACCUUGUUGCGAGAGUACCAUGAUGAUAAGGAAAAACAACUCGAAGAUGCGUUCUGUGCUCUCUUCCUUGCCGUACGAGAAGGACCUAAUUUCACCACUGAACGUGCUGCCGCAAUCGAAAAGGCUGCAUAUAUGCAUCUUCAGAAAUUCAAGCGAAUGCGCAUGAAAGUGCCUGAGUUUGCAACGAGAGCGAAGUCAAUGCGUGAUUUCGCAUCACAAACGUUUGCUUCGAUGUCUUCUCCUCAUACUAUGGUCUCUUCAAUGAAAUUCAUGACGGAACCGAGACAAACAUUCGAGCACUUGCAGCACCAUCUUGAACCUUUGCAUAAUCCUCAGAUAUCGAUGCCUAUGAAAGUUGUGGAAAUGGAGCAUUCCAAUGGACACAAACGAUAUGAUGAAGAAGGCCCUGUUGGUGAAUAUAUUGAAGUAGACUACGUAGACGAAAUAAUAGAUGACGGAGAAGGCCAAGUGCGUGACGAUCGUGAAGUUGUAGUGGAGCGCUUAGGUCAUGCCGGUGAUCAUCAUGGCAUGGAACAUGAGUACUGA